AUCAUAGACCCCAAUGAUGUUAAUUGGGCGCCAUGCAACUUAGUCCCGAGGGUUUAUAGAGAGAUAAAUUAUUAAUUUAUUCUUUAAAAUGUGAGAUCCAUUCUGAUCCCAAAAUUUUCCCACACCAUUAAAAAGAGUAAAUAGGAAAAUUAAAACUAGUCAUACCAUGCAAAAAUAAUCCCUUGGAUGUGAUUCUUACUGAAUCUUUUAAAUUUAUCGUAUGAUAAUCAUACAACUCGGCUACGUUGAGUCGGUAAAUUGUUAAUUUAUUGUAGUUUAAACAGAUAAGUAACUGAUCAAAAUGUACGCGUACAACACGUGAAUAUUUACCAAAUUAUGAAUGCUUCAGUUGGUAACAUGCAUCGAUUUAAUUCCGCAUAAUAGACGUAUGGGACGUACCAGUCUUGACCAGUCCACGCUUGCUCAACAAGAGGGCGAGUGUCCAUGGCGAAAGCGAUCAAGGGAGAGCUUGUUGAAGAUGUCCAUUGAGGAGAUUGAACGCCCAAACAACAAAGAGAGAGAGAGAGGGAGAGGGAGAGGUUGAGGAGAAGUGGAUACAAGUAGCAUCUGAGAAAUGUCGGGGCAGCAACAGCUGCAGCAGGCUUUUGAGCAGGAGGAGGUGAUGAAGCGGGUGGCGUUGGUGGAGAAAUGGAGCCAACCUGAGCUCCAGGCCUUCCACCUCCCGUCCCCUCCCCGUCCUCCUUCCCACCCAAAAGGCGGCGACUUGCUGGUCGCCGAAGUGGUAGAAAGAGUCGGUGGCGGUGACUCCCUUGCCUCUGUCUAUGAGAUGGGGGUCGCCAAUGCCAAGACGGAGGAACAACCUCCGCCGCAAUUGACUGCGGCAUCUCCAUCGGCCGGGAAUGAUGGCCAGGAAGACAAGAAGCCUGAGUCGCCGGCGCAGACGGUGGGAUUCGUUGAGCUGUUCCGGUUCGCAGAUGGGCUCGACUGCGCGCUGAUGGCCGUCGGCACCGUCGGAGCCAUCGUCCAUGGGUGCUCCCUUCCCAUAUUCCUCCGCUUCUUCGCCGAUCUGGUCAAUUCGUUCGGAUCCAACACUGGCGAUCCCAGCACCAUGGCCAACGAGGUCGCCAAGUAUGCAUUCUACUUCCUCGUUGUCGGCGCGGCGAUUUGGGUGUCUUCCUGGGCCGAGAUAUCGUGUUGGAUGUGGACGGGGGAACGGCAAUCCACCAAGAUGAGGAUCGUGUACCUGGAAGCAGCGCUGAAUCAGGACGUCCGCUACUUCGACACCGGGGUGCGCACCUCCGACGUCGUCUUCGCCAUCAACGCCGAGGCGGUCAUGGUGCAGGACGCCAUCAGCGAGAAGCUUGGGAACUUCAUCCACUACAUGGCGACCUUCGUGUCCGGCUUUGUGAUAGGGUUCACAGCGGCGUGGCAGCUCGCGCUCGUCACGCUUGCCGUCGUUCCGCUCAUCGCCGUCAUCGGCGGCAUGCACACUUCCGCACUAGCCAAGCUGUCGUCCAAGAGCCAGGACGCCCUCUCCCAGGCCAACAACAUCGCGGAGCAGGCGCUUGCCCAGGUAAGGACCGUGCAAUCCUUCGUCGGCGAGUCGAGAGUCCUCCAAGCCUACUCUGCCGCGCUCGGAGUAGCUCAGAAGAUUGGCUACCGGAGCGGAUUCUCCAAAGGCCUUGGCUUGGGCGCGACCUACUUCACAGUCUUCUGCUGCUACGCCUUGCUUCUAUGGUACGGAGGGUUUCUCGUGCGCCACCACCACACCAAUGGCGGACUAGCCAUCUCCACCAUGUUCGCCGUCAUGAUCGGAGGAAUAGCUCUUGGGCAAUCAGCUCCGAGCGUAGUAGCAUUUGCGAAAGCAAGGGUGGCAGCAGCAAAGAUUUACCAAACGAUUGAGCGAAGGCCAAGCAUCGACCGGAAGAACGACUCUGGGAUCGAGUUGGGUGCCAUUACAGGGCUGGUGGAGUUGAAGAACGUGGACUUUGCUUACCCAUCAAGGUCCGAUGUCCCUGUACUCCGGGAUUUUUCGCUCACUGUUGCUGCAGGGAAGUGCAUCGCAUUAGUUGGAAGCAGCGGCUCUGGGAAGAGCACCGUGGUUUCGCUCAUCGAAAGAUUCUACGAUCCCACUUCAGGACAAAUUCUACUUGAUGGACAAGACAUCAAAUCUCUGAAGCUAAAGUGGCUCAGGCAACAAAUUGGGCUUGUGAGCCAAGAGCCUGCUCUCUUUGCAACCACCAUCAAGGAGAAUCUUCUCCUUGGCAGGGAAGGUGCCACACAAGUAGAGGUCGAAGAAGCUGCCAGAGUUGCAAAUGCCCACUCUUUCAUUGUGAAGCUACCAGAUGGCUAUGAUUCCCAUGUUGGAGAGAGAGGGAUGCAGCUCUCUGGUGGCCAAAAGCAACGUGUUGCUAUCGCCAGAGCAAUGCUAAAGAAUCCUGCAAUUCUUCUACUAGAUGAGGCAACUAGUGCCCUUGAUUCUGAGUCUGAGAAACUCGUGCAAGAAGCUCUUGACCGAUUCAUGAUCGGUCGCACCACGCUUGUAAUUGCCCACCGUCUGUCAACCAUCCGCAAGGUCGAUGUUGUUGCAGUUCUUCAUCAAGGGACCGUCGCAGAGAUUGGCACACAUGAUGAACUCAUGACGAAAGGUCAGAGUGGACUCUACGCAAAGCUAAUUCGCAUGCAGGAGCAGGCACAUGAGGCAGCUCUCAUCAAUGCCAGGAAGAGCAGUGCAAGGCUUUCAAGUGCUAGAAAUUCAGUGAGCUCCCCAAUUAUUACCAGGAACUCAUCGUAUGGCCGAUCCCCAUUUUCCCGUCGUUUCUCCGACUUCAAUGUAUCUGAAUUCGGCAUCUCAGUCGAUACAAACCACCCAAUGGAGCAUCUUGCAUUUCGAGACCAGGCUAGCUCAUUCUUGCGUCUUGCGAAGAUGAACUCACCGGAAUGGUCGUACGCCCUAAUAGCUUCAGUCGGUUCCGUGGUGUGCGGUUCUAUGAGUGCUUUCUUUGCAUAUGUCCUUAGCACGGUUCUCAGUGCUUACUAUGCUCAGGAUUACAAGUACAUGCGUCAGGAGAUUAGGAAAUAUUGCUACCUCAUGGUCGGCGUUUCAUCUGCAGCUUUGCUCUUCAACACUGUGCAGCAUCUCUUCUGGGAUGUGGUAGGGGAAAAUUUAACCAAACGUGUCCGGGAGAAGAUUCUUGCAUCUGUUCUCCGAAACGAGAUCGCAUGGUUCGACAGAGAGGAGAACGCCAGUGCUAGGAUUGCACGUAGGCUGACAUCGGAUGCUCACAACGUGCGAUCUGCAAUCGGAGAUCGUAUAUCAGUCAUCGUGCAGAAUGUUUCACUGUUGCUUGUGGCCUUCACUGCUGGAUUCAUCCUUGAAUGGCGGCUAGCCAUGGUUCUUGUCUCUGUUUUUCCGAUCGUGGUCGUUGCGACAGUUCUUCAGAAAAUGUUCAUAACGGGCUUUUCAGGGGACCUUGAAGGAGCUCACACCAAGGCCACACAGAUCGCCGGCGAGGCCGUGGCCAACAUCCGGACAGUUGCAGCUUUCAAUUCAGAAGCAAAGAUCACCCAACUAUUCGCAACCAACUUGCAGGCUCCGCUCGUUCGCUGCUUUUGGAAGGGUCAAGUAGCAGGGAGUGGAUUCGGUGUCGCUCAGUUGUUCUUGUAUGCUUCGUAUGCCCUCGGUUUAUGGUACGCUUCAUGGCUCGUGAAGCAUGGGAUAUCAGAUUUCUCCAAGACGAUUCGCGUGUUCAUGAUCCUCAUGGUCUCAGCUAACGGUGUCGCCGAGGCCCUCUCCCUCGCACCUGACUUCAUCAAGGGCAGCUGCGCCCUGCGAUCCGUGUUCGAGCUGAUCGACCGCCAAACCGAAAUUGAGCCUGAUGAUCCCGACGCCACUCCUCUACCUGGCUGCAUCCGUGGCGAGGUCGAGCUCAAGCACGUAGACUUUGCUUAUCCAUCCUGCCCGAACUUGCCUGUGCUCUGCGAUCUCACACUGCGUGCCCCCGCAGGAAAGAUGCUCGCUCUUGUCGGCCCGAGCGGCUGCGGGAAGAGCUCCGUCAUUUCGUUGGUCCAAAGGUUCUACGAGCCGACAUCGGGCCGCGUGCUCAUCGACGGGAAGGACAUAAAAAAGUACAACUUGAAGGCGCUGCGUCAGGCGAUCGCGGUGGUGCCUCAGGAGCCAUGCUUGUUUGCUUCAACCAUCUUUGAGAACAUCGCGUACGGGCGGGAGGCAGCGACGGAGGCAGAAGUGGUGGAGGCCGCGACGCUGGCCAACGCGCACAAGUUCAUAUCGGCAUUGCCCGACGGGUACAGGACAUGGCUAGGGGAGCGAGGGGUGCAGCUAUCGGGCGGACAGAGGCAGAGAGUAGCCGUGGCACGGGCACUAGUGAAGAAGGCGCCGAUACUGCUGCUGGACGAGGCAACGAGCGCACUGGACGCAGAGUCCGAGAGGAGCGUGCAGGAUGCACUCGAGCGGUCGGGGACGGAACGAACCACCAUCGCGGUGGCGCACCGCCUUGCGUCGGUAAGGAACGCUCACGUGAUCGCAGUGAUCGACGAUGGGAAGGUGGUGGAGCAAGGAACGCACUGGCACCUGCUCAAACACCAUCCCGACGGGAGCUACGCGCGAAUGCUGCAGCUGCAGCGCUUCGCCAAUGGAGCUGCGACUGCAAAUGGGACGUCGUCGCUGGGACCGUCGACGAGUGCCAGAGAAGCUACAAGAUAGAGAUAAAAGAUCGAAACUUUGAUGGAUGUCCAGUUAUUAUUAUUAUUUUUGCUGUGAACUAAACACGAUUGGCCGUGUAAUUAUGCUGUUCUCACUAGUAGAUCGAAUAUGGCUUUAUGACUCAA
Molecule: messenger RNA, 4809 nt
Organism: Zingiber officinale
Lineage: Eukaryota; Viridiplantae; Streptophyta; Magnoliopsida; Zingiberales; Zingiberaceae
Product: ABC transporter B family member 1-like
Exons: 9
Coding region: 575-4684 (1369 amino acids)
Biological process (GO): transmembrane transport
Cellular component (GO): membrane
Molecular function (GO): ATP hydrolysis activity; ABC-type transporter activity; ATP binding
Source: RefSeq, a predicted model, not a curated record